Messenger RNA from Corythoichthys intestinalis (scribbled pipefish), 8097 nucleotides. It is a transcript of the gene kcnj12b, whose product is annotated as potassium inwardly rectifying channel subfamily J member 12b. The coding region runs from base 530 to 1810 and encodes 426 amino acids. The transcript has 2 exons. Gene Ontology annotation, cellular component: plasma membrane. Gene Ontology annotation, molecular function: inward rectifier potassium channel activity. Gene Ontology annotation, biological process: potassium ion import across plasma membrane; regulation of monoatomic ion transmembrane transport. The record is from RefSeq and is a predicted model, not a curated record. NCBI's taxonomy places the organism in Eukaryota, Metazoa, Chordata, Actinopteri, Syngnathiformes, Syngnathidae.
UUGCAGACACAUGGAAGAAGAUGAUAAAUUACUCCCAAAUCAUCACUGCAAGAUCUUUUUUUGAUUUCUGUUUGUCUUUCAGAGGUCGCUUAAGACAAAUAUAGCUAAAUCAGGACAAAAGAAGCUGAGUUGAAUUCAGGAUUUUUAUCAAAGGUAUCCUCCUCUUAUUUUCUUCUGCUUUCAACCAAGCAGUAACUUGGUUAAAGACUCCUAGUUGUAAUGCUGUCCUCAGUGACCAGAGGAACAGGUGCAUUCAAAUUGGAGGAGAUGAAUGUGUUUUGUGGCCGUGCACUUUUUUGCCUCACGAGGAUAGAGUGGUUCUACCCAUAAACCACACAAACUUGGAAGGCAGGACAGAAAUAUGCAGCAGUUUGGCUGAAAAACAGAAAGUUCUGGAAGUGAAAGAAAGCGGCGUAUCAACAUUUAACCAACGUGCAAGGGAGCUCUCAAUCUACGUUGGACGGAGCCCGGCCAGUCGUGUAUGUGACAGCCUGAUCGCGUGAAGCCGCGUGGCCGUCCUCGCUGAGGCAUGAAUGUAGGAAGAGCCCACCAGCACAAUUUCCUGUCGUGUGAAGAAGAAGGCCUGAGACUCACCGGUAUGCCUGCCGUGGGGAGCUUCGGCAAUGGCAAGAUCCACACCAGACGUCAAAGACAUGGCCGCUUCGUCAGCAAGACGGGCCAAUGCAACAUCCACUUUUCCAACAUGGACGACAAGUCGAGUCGUUACAUUUCGGACAUGUUCACCACUUGCGUGGACAUACGCUGGCGCUACAUGUUCCUGGUCUUCAGCCUGGUGUUCGUGGUGUCCUGGCUGAUGUUCGGCUUGGCCUACUGGGUCAUCGGCCUGCUGCACGGCGACAUGGACCGUCUUGCAGAUGACGACGCGUUCGUGCCGUGCGUCACGCAGGUGAACACUUUCGUCGCUGCUUUCCUCUUCUCCAUCGAGACCCAGACGACAAUCGGGUAUGGAGCUCGGUGCGUGACCGAAGAAUGUCCCGCCGCUGUCUUCAUGGUGGUCUUCCAGUCUAUUGUGGGCUGCGUCAUAGACGCAUUCAUGAUUGGUGCCAUCAUGGCCAAGAUGGCACGGCCCAAAAAGCGAGCGGAGACGCUCCUGUUCAGCCGCAACGCAGUCAUUGCCAUGCGUGACGGAAAGUUGUGUCUCAUGUUCAGGGUGGCCAAUCUAAGAAAAAGCCAUAUAGUGGAGGCUCAUGUUCGAGCUCAGAUGGUCAAGCCUCGUUACACGGAAGAGGGCGAGUACAUCCCUCUGGAUCAGAUCGACAUGAACGUCGGCUACGACAGAGGCACCGACCGCCUCUUUCUGGUCGCGCCCAUCACCGUCAUCCAUGAGAUCGAUGAAGAUAGUCCUUUGUUUGGUAUCAGCAAGCAAGAUCUGGAGAUAUCUGACUUUGAGAUCGUGAUCAUACUGGAAGGUCUGGUCGAAGCCACCGCCAUGACCACGCAAGCACGCAGUUCAUACCUGUCGUCGGAGAUACUUUGGGGUCACCGCUUUGAGCCGCUCAUCUUCGAAGAGAAGAACCAGUACAGGAUAGAUUACGCCUACUUUCACAAGACCUUCGAGGUCCCGUCGACCCCUAGGUGCAGCGCCAGGGACAUGGAGGACAGGAAAUUUCCCACAUCCGGUGCUAACUCCUUCUGCUAUGAGAACGAGCUAGCCUUCAUUAGCAGGGAUGAGGAAGAGGAAGAGGCAGACUUUGACAAAGAAGAUAGACAGUGUUCUACGGGCCUGCUGAAUGAGCGCGACACCCCUGAGCGGGAUCAAAAAUCAUCCAGUCAAGAAUCUGAGAUUUAAAUGACAGAAAUUUAGUGUUUUGUUUUGCUUUCAGAUGGGAUAAAAAAAAAUAAAUAAAUAAAUAAAACAUCAACUGUUUAUAAAAUACAUGUGCAUGCCCACAAAGUUUUCAAAAAUUCCAAGAAAGUGGAAACUUUUCAUGGAAAUAAUAGAAAUCUGUGGUGACGAUUUACACAAUAGCUGCCUGUGGACACCAUAAGGUGGAGGCAAAGCACUACUUUUCUCCAAAUGAAACAACUCAAUUUACUUCAACCUAAUGAUUUGGUUCCAAAAGGUGAUCACGGAGGAUAGAAUUCCCCCCAAAACAUGCAAAUGACAAAACACAAAUACACAUGCCCAAAAUUCACCAUAUUAAAUUCAAAAGUAAUUUAUCUGAAUUUUUCCAACCCAUUGUCCCUAAGUUUGAAUAAAUGUAUCCUUUAAAAAUAAAAAACAUCUUUCAGAAUUCACUAAUACACUGGUUUUUACUAUUUUACUUUCAUGUUACACAACAUUAGGUGAACCUGAACAAUCAUACUGAGCGAGGGUUGUGUUUUCAUCUUUUUUGUCCUUAAUAUUAAUAAUAAUACUAAUAAUAUAUAUAUAUAUAUUUUUUUUUAAUCAAUCAUGUUUCACUCUAUAUGCUGCGAGGACAAUCUCACCUAUGUUGUUUGAUUCAAAUUCUAUUAGUAAUUAGCAGUGUUGUUACCAACGGCGUUAUUUUUUUCAGUAGUGGGUAAUCUAAUUAAUUACUUUUCUCAUCUUGGCAACGCCGUUACCGUUACUGAGGAUGGAAAGGCAUGCGUUACUAUGCGUUACUAUAUUGGGCGAAAAGUCUGAGGGAGACGGACUCACCGAGACGACAGAGCAGAGCAGGAGUAGGGAGGAGGCAAGAAAGUUGUGACGCCGAGCAAACGCGAUGCUAGGUAGCUCCAAUAAUACAUGUUGUAGCCGAUAGCCUACAAACUACGCCCGCAUGUUAUGGUAGAUAUGGUAGACAUGGUAGAUAUGGUAGAUAUCACAUGUACUGUACAUAGAUAUAACUAGAUGCAAAAUCACAGACAUGGCACUAAAUGAGUUAGUAGACAGCCGCCAUCUUAAAGCAGUAAACUUUUUAGGACGGCUCUGUUGCAGAGAACCUUCCUAGCGAACCUAAGUAACUUUUUAUCUAAAAUACUUUUAAAUCGGCAAAAUCUUGACUUGAAUCUAUCUUUAAAUGAUGAAACAGUUUUAAAACUUUCCUAUGUCGAAAGUAGAGAGAAGGGAACUAAUGCAAUAAUGGGAGCAAUUUUAACAACUUUUAACAGUUGAUUCAGGGUAAAGGGUAAAUUAGGGUAAAGAAUUGGGCUCGGGCCAAUUGGACCAAAAACCUUCACAAAAAACUUCACAUCGUGUGGCCAAUGUUUUUUUUUUUUUUUGUGAAAAAAAAAAAGUAAUUAUCACCAAUUACUUUGCCAAGUAACUAAUUACUCUUACAUUCAGGUAAUUGAGUUACUAACGCAAUUACUUUUUGGGAGAAGUAAUUUGUAACUAUAAUUAAUUCCUUUUUUUCAGUAAGAUUAACAACACUGGUAAUUAGUCAUCUAUUAGUAAGCCAAUACCAUUUUUUGGCUUCCGAUCCCGACGCCCGGCUGUGUGGUAUCGGCCAAUGCGAUACUGUUCUGAUACCACGUUUUUUGAAAAUAAAAUGCUUUUUCCUUUUAAUAGCAGUUUACUACAUACUCGCUUGAUUAUAAAAUGAUUGCUACCAUGGCUUGGUCAGACACUGCUUAACUCAUUGUCUGCCAUUGACGGCGCAUAGACAUCAUAAUGUAAUUGACGGGACAUGGGGCACGGGGCCGAUAAAUAAGGGGCCUGCAUUGUUGGCGAGGCCGUCAAAGCUGACCGAGUGGAAUCACAGACAAAGAGCUUUUUCGUUGAAAAUUCUUGUGAAAACAUCAAUAAAGCUUAGAAAAAUGUUCAUCAGAUAAAAAAUGAUUGAGGCAUUUAAUUUGUAAAAUGCAUGCUAAAAUCUUUGUCAUUGGGAUUGCUUUUUGCAUUAACACAUGACUUUUUUUCUUCUUUCUUUCAAAAAGAAAGCUGGCCAAUAUGCGGGGUCUGAAAGUGUUGUUGUUUUAUUACCUUUAAAUACCCGCUAUUCUCGCGCGAUCUUGCAAACCUCGCGUGAACCGAUCGAGCCGCUCCACAGACGCGCUGCUCGUGAAACGCGUCCCAUGGAAAUUGACGGCGAGCGUCACUGGUGUGUUAUCGCGGCGGGAUCGUUGACGCGACAUUGACGUUUCUAGUGUGUUACCGGCGUUAGGCGAACGCUAUGCUAACGCUACAAGUUACUUUAGUGUGUGAUGAUCACUCAGCACCAGAGGUUGCGCUAGACAUUUUCGUUGUCUGUCAUUUUGACAGACAGGGUCAUAAAAAUCCAGUCGUAAUCUAUUUUUACCCGUCACUUAAAUUUUUAAAAUGAUAAAGAUGACAUAUUCAAUAGUAUUUAGUUUUCAUUCAUUUUUAAUUAAUAUUGUAACGCUUGCUUGGCGGAGAAAAAUUAGACACGGAAGUCGUGGUAUUUUUCUCCCUCUUUUUACUCUGCUUACCGCCAAUAACACCAAAAAAACAACAACUCCGCCCCCAAAGAAAAAGAGGCACCUAUAUAGACCCCAAUCACCAACGUCACACAAUGAUCUUAAUUGUGGUUGUCAGCCCAAAAUCUUCUAAAUAUAUAUUAAAUGCAUCUUACCAGAUAUAAAAUGACUACUACAUAGUCUGUGGUGAUCGUUUGGUGCCCAGAUUUCUUGUCGAAUUACAGCAGUCCAUCUCGCUCUCCUCUUCGGGUCUCUCAGAAUACGGUAGAACUUCAAGUCUCUCCGUCUAUCUUCUCUGUUACUGCAACCAACCGCCACACACGCCUUCACCAUUUUGAUUAUUAAUGUUAACGAGCAGAAAAACACGCCGUAAUAGGAGGCAUGUACUUAGUGGUAAUGUGUAAACAGGACGAGCUGACGGACAAUAUGGCGGCUCCAGUCAGUGGGGCGGAGUUGUGACGUCAUGUGACUGGGGUCUAUACACAGGCGGCAAUCUAGUCCACCAAUUGGAUGAUGCGCUGGCACACCGGGUGCACCAAUAAGAACCUCGCGUUGAUGUGUCAAUCACGGUGCCGCCGCCAGACCCCGGUGACACUACAAUAUUCUGACAGUAUAGCCAACGACGUCAUGCAUUAAGAGAGACAAUAGCUAAUUAAUAUGCUCACUCGCCACCCUGAGGUCUGGGGUGUGAAUUGCAACCUGUCAAAAUGACGGACGGACUUCAGUUUUUUCCGUCACCGUUUUAAAAAACCGGUCAACGACGGAAAAUAUUUGGUUAACGCGACCCCUGCUCAGAACAGACCUUUAAAGGCUAAAGCAACAUGGCAUAUCUAGCCAAGAUAAGAAAGCAAAACUUAUCAAGCAGCACCUGACACAUACUGUAUGUUUCACAAAAAGAGCCUGGAAUGGGCACGGGCUUACCGGCGUGUAGGGUGAGAGGACGGGGGAAGGCACAGCAAGUCACAUGAGUGACACGGCUAAACACUGCUAAAUGCGUUCUAACUACACAUACAAUAAGAAAAUAUGACACAUUGUGAAUUUAUGAUGGAAACUAUGGCAAAUUUUCAUCUUGUUCUUGUGCCGUCAGAUGACAACAGACAUCCAUCUCGUUAUAUUUUUGUCUCCCAAACCACAAUUUCUGCGCGUCAUCGUGACGUCAUAAUCAUGAAAAAAUUGUUUGGCGACGAAAUAUUUUCGUUAUCGUAGUUGACGAAAACAACAGUUCACCGAAUAUAAUGGCAUUUAACACAUUUUAUUUUAUUAAUGUGACGUGUAAUACAUUUUUGGGGAGUUAUUUUUACAUUUGGUUCCAAAGGUUCCAAUUUACGCGGAAAUUCAGGUUACAUCGCCAGUUUAGGAACGGAAUUUGUUCAUAAUCCAGGGACUACCUGUAAUAAGACUGUAUCUUUAACCAGCCUGGGUUUCAAAUUUGCAUUUUUCUUUCCUCAGAUUGGUUGGUCACAGCAAACUUUGAUUAAAAAAACAAGUUUUAAUUCAGACCUACUCCAGAUGAUUCAAUUUGCACAUUUGUGCGCUGUCAUUUGCGUUUUUACAUAGUAAUGACAGUUUAUAUAAUUGCCACGUGAUUAUAGAAGUAUUAAGCCGUGGAUUAAAUCAGGUAAAUCCCUACUGAAGAUAAACACCACCGCAAACUACAGGCUUAGGUUUUAGGGUUAACCCUUAACCCUAUAACCCAUAAUGGUAAAAAUAGUACAUGACUGAAAGUGUCAAUCAAAUUACUUAAAUACAGGAUUGCAUAAAGUACUUAUGGGAAUGUUCAGGUUUACCAAAUGUUCAAUGUUUGUAUUCGUACACACAAAAUGAGUACAGGGUUGAUGCAAUUAUGGCAGAUGCAUAGCAAAAUAGAGGGUUUCGAUUAAAAAAAGAAGUAGAAAUCUAUAGUAAUUGAGGAAAUUAAGCAUUUCUGUCAAUACACUGUAGCAGUUUAGUACAUUGUCGGCUGUGAAAGAAGCAAAUAAAUGUUUACGCAGCUUCUUUGAACACCAUCUUUACUUUUUUGUUCCUAGCUAAUUUAUCAACUGUGGUUGGAGUAAGAAAUAUCGCAAGUAGCAAUGCGUUUCAUAUUCAUAUUCAUCUUAUUGAUGGCAAUCCUGAACCAAAAGAGUGAGCGUAAAAGGUUUACAGAAGACUGUUUUUUUUUGUGUUUUCAGGCUACAACUGCAUAUUUGUAGCACGCUUAUAAAUACUGGAUGCAUGUGGUCUUUAUAAACACAUUUUUAAAGGCACAAUGGAUUCAUUUGGAUGAUAAAUGUGCAAACAGAUGUGAGCAAAGGCCAUAAGGGACACUGCAGCAAUGUAACUGGAGAAAAAUGGAAACAUACAAUGACCGCCACCUUGGAGGCUAUUGACAUUUUCAUUUAAUAGGUUGGCUCUGGGAAAAGAUAUCUUCAACUCAAGGACCUUGUAGUACUAAGAAUGACUGUAGUGGACGUGUAGUUAACAUGGUCAUUCACAUUAUAGUCUUACACUAUGAUGAGCAUUUUUUAAAAUUUUGUUCCUGUAUUCCCUUGAAAAUAAUUAGGAACACUGCUAGUAGUAUAAACUCAUUCACUGCCUUAAAGAGUCAUACACAUUAAAUCCAUUUCAGCAGAGAUGGCUGGAACUGAGUGAUCAUGCUUGGCUGCCACUCAUGGUGAUAGACAUCCGAUUCAUAUCGUCAAAUUGGAUUGGACGUCUGUCGCUGUCAAGGGCGGCUAAUGAGAUGAAUCCCGCCAAAUGUACCAAAUAUCACCAGGAAAAAUGGACAAUUCUCAAGUACGAAAUACAGUCGUUUCUCUCAGAAAUGUCCCAACGUCUCUCAAACGAGGCUGCUCGCAGAUCUAAAACGGUGAAUUGCUGUAAUGUGCUGGCAGCUCUGCGACAGUAAAAUUGUUUUAAAGUUUGGAAUUCACAGUGGAGCAGCAUCAGACCCUCCCCCAUCACUCUCCAUUGAAAAAUGCAAUUGAUGCAAAUACCCAACGGCAGUGAAUGAGGGUUUAGUAUACAUUUAUCAUAUUAAAUGACUGGUUUGAUUGAUUUAAUACCUAAGAUUGAAAUAAAACACAUACAUUUAGCAAAUUUCUGUUGAAUUAUUGGUUAUUCAAGUAGGACAUUUCAAGUUAGAAAAUUGCAGUUUAAAAUGAGCAUUACCAUAAAAAUAAAGUAUUUUACAAAGACAUUUCUAUUUCUUUUUUUAAUUUUCUGUUAUUAAUAGUAUACCUUUUCAACGGAAUUUCUUUUCGCCCACUGUGCAAUACCUCCACAAACCCACCCCCCAAAUAAAUGAUUGCGGCCAUCCUUCCUCAGAAAUUCUAAGAUAUAAUGUGUUACUUUUUGAAUGCCAACCCUCCCACGUAAAAUGGGUUGGACAUCUAGUGCCAUCAAUGGCAGCUAAUGAGGUAAAUAAUAAAUAAAUAAAUAAAAUUACUUCUUCCUCCGGCCAAGAUGCACCCUCCCACCUAUUAGUUUAUCAAUAAUAGACUCCCAAUCCGUUAGAAGUCAGAGGGUGGCAGCAAGUGAACUUACCCUCCCACUUCAAAUGGAUUGGACGUCUAGCGCUGUCAUUGGCAGCCAAUGGGUUAGGCAGUGUCUGUACAAGCCAUGAUAGCAUUUACUUCACAGUCAAGUAAGUAGACAGUAAGUCAGCAUUAAAAGAAACAUUUCUUAGAUAUUUCUCCAAAAACAGGAUUGUAUCGGCAUCGACCUACAGUGGGGAGAACAAGUAUUUUAUAC